CAUUUAAAUCGAACACAAUUUGCAAUGUCGUAAGAUUUUAGAUUGUUGCAGGUGCCUUUCGUUUCUUCUACAAAAAUGAUUAGUUACUUUGGCCUGCAAGUGCUCUUUGGUCCGCUGCUCUAUAGCAUAAAGAUGACCUCCACUCUGUUGUCGUGCAUUGGAAACUUUCUGCAGUGCCUCUGGCUGCCACCUUUGAGGCAUGCUUAGUUCAUGGCUGUGCUGUGCAUGCCAGCUAAAUCUUCAAUCAAAUCAGGAGUAAACAUUUUUGGCAAAAUAAAUUUAAAAUUCACUUUGCAAAUUUUUACGGAUUUUAUUUUGCGGCGGCUGCCCGAAGAAACCUUACUAAGGAGAGGCCAAGUGCUGGUCAGGUUGCAGAUGAAGCCAGACCUGGCCAAAGGAAUGCGAAGCCAACAGACUGGAUGGACGGGACGGACGGCCGAAUGAAGAAGAUGUUAACCCACAGGCGGCGGAGCAGGACCCGGGACCAGUCGAUCAGUAGGAAGGGGCAGCCACAGGAGUGGGGGCCUGGGUCUGAGGCCCAGAAGAAGCGUAAAGAGCAACAACAGCAGCAUAAGCAAAACGACCAAACUAAGAGAUGAAGGAACGGAAGAGCACCAACGACAACGACCCUGGGAGCAAAUUCAAUGCAAUAAUACAAAAAAAAUAUUGCACAAAAGAUAACUUGGACGCGCCGAUUUUGAUAUACUCUUGCAACAAUAAAUAAAAGAAUGGUAAUUAUUCUGUAA
This is a messenger RNA of Drosophila obscura, 746 nucleotides long. RefSeq lists its product as uncharacterized. The coding region runs from base 76 to 207 and encodes 43 amino acids. NCBI's taxonomy places the organism in Eukaryota, Metazoa, Arthropoda, Insecta, Diptera, Drosophilidae. The record is from RefSeq and is a predicted model, not a curated record. The transcript has 2 exons.